This is a messenger RNA of Miniopterus natalensis, 453 nucleotides long. The record is from RefSeq and is a predicted model, not a curated record. NCBI's taxonomy places the organism in Eukaryota, Metazoa, Chordata, Mammalia, Chiroptera, Miniopteridae.
AUGGGUGAUACUGGAAAAGAAAGGAUGCUGGGACUGCCGUUUGGGAGCUGUGUGCCCAUCAGUGACGGCCCCGUGAACAACGGCACUGGAUCUUUCUUCUGUGUGACACCCAAGGACCCCAUGGUGGCCGAUCUGAUGAAGAACCCCAUGGCGUCUCUCUUGCUGCCGGAAUUGGAAGGAGAGUUCUGCAGAAAAAAUAUCGUGGAGCCAGAGGAGCCCCAAUGCUCCCGGUUAACACUCACCUGCCAGGUGACUGCAGUGUCUUCAGAAGAAGUAGAGUUUGCCAAACAAGCCAUGUGUUCAAGGCACCUGGUUAUGAGGAAGCGGCCUCAUCAACACAAGUGGUUCCUUAUGAAGAUGAAGGUAGAACAUGUCUGGCUUCAAAAGUGGUGUGGAGGAGUACUGGGCAUGUCGAGGGAGGGAUAUUUCAAAGCCGCUCCAGGGAGGACCUGA